Molecule: messenger RNA, 3559 nt
Organism: Maylandia zebra (zebra mbuna)
Lineage: Eukaryota; Metazoa; Chordata; Actinopteri; Cichliformes; Cichlidae
Gene: rpz4
Product: rapunzel 4
Source: RefSeq, a predicted model, not a curated record
UAUUAGAUGGGUGGAGGCCGAUCUGUAUACAAUAUCAACAACAGACUAUUAUGCUCACAACUGAUUUUCCCUCCACCACCCAGGAUUUUUUCUUUUUUCUUGUACUUCUUCUGGGUUUGACUGGGUGUGUCUGCUCUCUGUAACAUGAGAGCCACAUGACCAAUAGGAAGGCAAACAGUCUGGAAGUUAGAGUUCUUCCGCAAACUUUAUGAGUGUUUGCUGCGUAGUAAGAAGCACAAGGCCUACAGUCUACAGUCCAACAACACUGGAACAGAGCUACGUCAGCAAAGAUGGCAAAUCCACUACAGAAGCUUGUGUCUGAGAAAAAGGACAUGGUGGAGACAGUGAUGGAAGUGUUUGAGCAAGGAGCUGAAGUGGUGGCCAGCAUCGCCGGUGACCUCUUCCCCGUCUUCUCCAUCGCAGCCCCGAUUGUCAAGCUGGCUCUGGACAACGUGGAGAGCAAAGAGGCCGCAUUCAUGAAGGAGCAGUUUCAGAAGGUCAGAGAUCGGCUGGAUGUAGUGUCUGAGGAGCUUCAGCGGAUCAACGAGGAGAUCAAGAAGAGCGGAGUGGAUUCUACGUACUUCCCCGUUGAGGAAAACAUUACUAAUCAGUUCAGGAAGUACAUGGACAUCCUCAACGCCAAACCUAAGUUCCGGGAAGUGAAGAAGAAGCUCUUCCUGGAGCAUUUCGCCAAGACCGGAGGCGACAAAAAUAUUAACACCCUAUACAACGUUGUGAUGGGAGAAAGUUUCUCUGGGGAACCUUUGCUCGAGAUCAUCCUUAACUAUGAGGAGAAAAAUCGCCGGGUGAUGGAAGACUUUUGCGCCCGUCUGAAGAAGCUCUUCUGCAUUGCGCUCAUUGCACUGCUGGGCCACGCUGCUCUGAAAGGAUAUGACGAGGAGGACGAUCUUCUGAAAGAGUGGGGUGAGAAGAUGAAGGCUGUCCAGGGUAAAAUGAACGCUGUCAUUGAAGACUGCAUCGUCAGCUUCCCUAAACAAGCUGAAGAAGACUCCCGACGACUGGUGAGAGAUCAGCAAGAUUUAACCAACCAACAGCUAGCUGAUGCUAUGGUAGAGAAGCUAAAGAAGAAGUAUGACUGGGUGGGCUGGUCUGUGCGUAUAUUUAAAUCUCCUUCAGGCCUGUUUGUCAACAAGAGGGAUUUCCAAUGCGCAACGGGAAAGAACCGCUUCCAAGUGCCUUCAUCGGAUGAGAAACUGAACGUAUGGGUGUCCUACAGCUCCUCGCCUGAGCCUGUGGACAAGAGCCACAUCCAACAGCUGAUCCAGUCUCAGAAGAAACUCACAGUGGUUGGGGUCGCUGAGUUCCUGUUCGAGAAGUUACCCGGCGACUGUGUGGUUCACACAAUCAAAUCCACCAAAGACCUGGCCUGCUCGUGGAGCUUCGAAGAUGAACUUCACUACUGGGAGGAGCACAAAAACUUCUACGUCUGUGUUCACUCAGCUUGAUGUUUUAGACACUGAACAAAACUCCAAAAGUCGCUCAUUCUGUGUUUGUGUUUGUUUGUGUACCACAUCAUCAUUUCUGCACAGAUAAUUGGUGCACCUUCAUCUUUAACCUUCAUCUUGGUUGCUCCUCUGGGCAGUUAUUUUGAAGCCCUUAUCUAAAUGAAUGGGUACAAAGCCAGAUUAUUUACUUCAGUGGUCAUUAGAAGAUAAAAAGACGUUUCUUUCAAAAGAACGAUUAAAGUGAUUUGUUCUCAGCAGUUAUGCUUCUACUAAUGAAAAGUUUGAUAAUGUUACAACUCAUUUAAUUGCUCAGUCUGGAGUGACGACACAAUCAGUCGCUGUUCAUCUCACCAGCACACGGAACAGACAUUUUGCAUAUAUAAAAGGAGAAGACAUGUUUAAACAGUUACAGUGGUCAUGAAUAUGGCUAAUAUGUUUCCCAGGUGUUGAUUAGGGUCAAAACAUCUGCAGUCUUUGCCAUUAAGGAAUUUCAUAGACUUUCAUAGAUUUGUAUUCACGAUUCUUGUAGUACCAGUGUCUGAUAUUAUACAGUAUAUGCCUUCCCAAACUGCACUUCCACAAUCAUUUUUUUAUGCUGAAAUGUUCUUUUUUCUGACAUUUAUCCACAAGAAGUUCACAUAAACUAGACUGGAGACAAGGCACAAAGAAUUGUGAAAACAAAAAUACAGAGAAAUGAAACAGCAAACAUGGUGGUUGAUCCACGGCUGAAAUGUAGUGGAGCGUGAUGUUCCACAGUUCAGGUUCAUGAUUGUGCUUAAAUUGUGUUGUGGGAGGCAUAUUUUUUUGUUAUCUAGUAAAGCUAUAGGUAAGUGUGCCAUUUUCCUUUUUUUCCUGCUAACUCCAAGCAUAACGAUAAUAAGUGUGGUAUAUGUGUCACCUAAAAAAGCUAAAAAGUUUUUUAAACAUUAUUUUGGGACAAAAUUCCCAAACUCAGGAAGCAUUUUCUUGCUUUCCCUUGACCACAGAAAUGAAUCCUGAGGCUGUCAUCCUGUUCAGAGAGAAAGGUUUCAAAAUAGCCCAAAUGUGCCUGAAGGCGUUGCUAAGGUGGCUGCAGAGUAGUAAGACUUUUUCCAGCGUUGACCAAACACAACUGAGCUUUGUUUCUUUCUCAAGACAGAUACAAGUGCUCACCUCUUGGCUUACUUUGCAUUAGUGUAAAUUGUAUCAUUUUUUAUGAAAGUUGUGGGUUUGAAAAUUUUUACAGAAACUUUGCCAGGAGCUAAUCAGCUAAUAUUUUCCACUGUUAUGAAAUUUGGGAGGACGUGGGACUUUGUUGUUACGGUUCAUCUGUCACAGAGAGAUUGUGCUGGUGCUGAUAAGUGCUGACGUCGCCCUGUUGAGGACAUCUACACCAAAGCAUUUGAGAGAAAAUGAUUCCAGGCAGAGAGACUGAAAUGGAAACUAUUCUUGUUCUCAGUUGGUGAAAUAAUACGGUAAUAAAUGUCUUCACUUGAAGCUGUACAGCACACAGCACAAGAGCUCACAAAAGAAAAGGGCUCCGUUUUUAUCCACACACCCUGUUACUGACAUGCUGAGGUGCUGUUUUGUUUACAGACAGGUGCCUAAAAUAUUCUUGUGUCACAAUUUUGCCUGUGAGGUUGUGCAACAUAAACUGGAAGUUUGAACGUACUCAAAACCCGACCUUCACUUUGUUGAGGGUAUAAACAGUUUUGGGUUUUUUUUUUGUGAGAUCAAUCUUGGGUUUGGGAUAUGAAAUUAAUAGAUUUUUAUUUAGAUUUUAAUACAUAAAUUGUAUAAUCUGACCACUAUAUGGACUCUACUUUAUAAGGACAGUAGCAGCUGCUCAUAGUUUUCCACACCACUAUAACCAAUCUGUGUUUCUUCUGUUUCUUUAUUAUUUUAUGUUAUUAUAUAAGUCUAAUAAAUUCUACUAAUUAUCAAUAAAAUUGUAUGCAACACCGAUUUGAAUAUAAAAAUGAUUGACAGAAAAUUCUUAUGUUGCACAUCUGUGUCAUAUUAUUUCCAUACAGUGUUUUGAGGAAAUUAGUGCCUCAGAUCAAAUUUUAUGCACAAAAAGCACUGAAUGUAAUAAAGCUUCCAAGUAAACAUAA